UUCAACACAAGGUGGUUUGUGGUGGUUGGCAGUUUGAAAAACACUGAAUUUUCUUUUUCCUGUUUUAGAAUGGCAAACACAUCAAACGAAAAUGUGUGUCUGAUUAAAGACCUUAAACCUGGGUUAAAAAACAUUAAUUUGGUUUUCAUCGUCCUGGAAACUGGUCGUGUAUCCAAGACAAAGGAUGGACACGAAGUGCGUUCAUGUAAAGUAGCUGACAGGACCGGAAGUAUUACAAUAUCAGUGUGGGACGAGGUGGGAAGCCUGAUACAAACAGGAGACAUCAUACGACUCAAUCGAGGAUAUGCAUCUCUUUUCAAAGGCUGUCUCACACUGUAUAUUGGAAGAACAGGGGACCUUCAGAAGAUUGGAGAGUUUUGUAUGAUUUUCUCAGAGGUGCCAAAUUUCAGUGAGCCUAACCCAGAGGUGCUGGCUAAAAUGAACCAAAUAAACAACACCCACGUAAAAACAGAAGCUCAUGGCAGCACUCCUAGUAUACCGAAUCAUGGACCUCCUGCUGGACCUACAGCAAAUGGCUGUGCUGUGUUUUCCCCUUCUCCUGUCUCCCGAGAGCCCUCCUUUGGUGCAGGUGGACGUCAUUUGAACCGCAGUCAUUGGAGCAGCAGCGGUGCUUCUCCAGUUCCAGGUGGAGGAUAUGGAUCAAAACCCACUGUCACCAUCACCAAUGGACGGGAUCCUCGCCGAGCUCUAAAGAGAUGAGAAUGUGAAAAUUAUAUUUGCAUAUCAAAGACGAUGCUGUUUUGUAUUUAUUUUUCUGUUUAUUUUUCAACUAAUAUUUUAUUUGUAGUUUGAUUCGGUUAAGGGUUAUUUGAUUUAGAAAUUAAAUUAAUCUUUUUUUCUAGACUGAUGAGAUGGCAUUUUGCAGAACAAAUAUGUGUAUAAAUAA
Labeo rohita (rohu) is the source of this 907-nucleotide messenger RNA. RefSeq names its product nucleic acid binding protein 1b (gene nabp1b). Lineage: Eukaryota; Metazoa; Chordata; Actinopteri; Cypriniformes; Cyprinidae. Gene Ontology annotation, cellular component: SOSS complex. The record is from RefSeq and is a predicted model, not a curated record. The coding region runs from base 70 to 720 and encodes 216 amino acids. Gene Ontology annotation, biological process: double-strand break repair via homologous recombination; response to ionizing radiation; mitotic cell cycle checkpoint signaling. Gene Ontology annotation, molecular function: DNA binding. The transcript has 6 exons.